GGUGCUGGUUUGGGUUGGGGUAGCACCUCUGCACCCACUGCUCCUUGCUGGUGGCUCCUGAGCUGUCUCUGGCCAGCACAAGCCUGGCUUCAUCCCUGUAGAUUUGCCCUGUGCUACCCUGUCACAUGGAUGGCCUGUGGGUGAUCCCUGGGAGGAUGCUCCAACCAAACCACAGAGCUUGUUACCAUGAGCCUGUAGAAGUUGUCGGUGUGCGUGUGGUAAGGUCACACUUGGCUGGAAGGAGUUAAUUUUCUGCUCUGUCCUUCCUUCCCAUUCCCAUCACCCAGUCUCUCCCUUGUGCUGGGGUGGGCUUUUCCCUGUGCCUGGUGUUGGCCCUGCUUAGAGCCAAAUCCCUCAAAUCCCACAGGGCAUGUUUUCCCUACAAACCCAGCGCUGUGGCCGUGCCCACAGUGAUCGAUGGGCCUCUGCCAAGCCCAGCAGGGCUGUGGUUUGGCAGGCACAGAGACCCCUCAGCCGAUCGAUGCACCAAGGAAAUCCCUGGCUCACACAAGAGCUGACUGGCAUCACCUCCUCCCAGCCCCUCUCCCCUAACCAGGGGCUCUUCUAUGGGCACCAGAGCAGGGUGAAACCCCAAAAGCCUUUUUUUUCCUUACUGGAGAGCCCCAGGUUGCUCAUGUGGUGCAGCAUUUCCUCCCCAGAGCCAGGAAAAGCUGUUCAGAUCCAUCAAAUAUUUAGGUUUUGUGUUUGUGGGAGGGCAAAAGGAAAGAUGUGGCUCAUGCCAGAGCUGCAGCUGCUAGUGAUGGAGAGAGUGGUGGCACUUUCCCUGUGGGAUCCCCGUGUUGGCUGGGAAAAAUCCUGCCUCCUCAAGGGUGCUGGGCAAAGGAGAUGAAAACCAACAGGUUUUUUAAAUGUAUCCAAGUUUUCCAGCAUUCCAGGAGACAUCCCAGUGGAUACAGCUGGUGUUUUUGCCCCAAGUGUUGCCCCUUCCUCCCUUUUCAUGCCAAACUUGCGCAGACCCCAUGAGAGGAAGCCUGUUCCCUUUGUGUGGCUCACACUGUGUCUCCUGGGGAGCAUGAGUCCAGAGGGAUGUGUUUACCCAGCUCAAGGCAAACGUCCUAGUUUUUGACUGAACAGUCCAAAAUGUAACAUGGGAUGUUUUCCCCACACCUGGACUAUCUCAAGGUAAGGUAAAGUGCAUCCACAGUUCCUGGCACGAUGUAGGAGCUCAUGGAUAAAGCACCCCAUGGGCUGCCUGGAUUUCCCUUCCACAGCUUUAAGCCUUGUGCCUUGGUCCCCUUGGACUCCUGAGCUGAUUCCCAUGCCCCCAGGAUGAGGAAGCUGAGCCAGCUCAAGGAAGGAAGUGGCUCUUGCUCCCAGGCUGGUGCUCUGGGAGUGCAGUGGGUUAAUACAACCCUGCUGCCUAAUCGAAGCCCAAAGCUGUAAACCCCCACCCUGGGGGAACAUCAUUGCAGAUGUGGAUGUAAAAUACUCAAGGGCUGAGCUUUAAUGAUAUUUAUCUUUGUUUGGGAAGGAGACAGCAUAACUCCUGGCUAAUGAUAUUACCCCAGGCUCGUUCUGUCUCUUCUCCAGCGCAGCAGGAUGCCACUGUCGCAGACAGCCCUGUGUGUCCCUGCUUGUCCCUGCGCAGUGUGGGCAGCCUUGGCCAUGAACACCCAGCUUGGAGUUCCUAGAUAGUUGUAGUCAUGCAAAAAGAUCCUUUUUCUGGGAAUGCAGCCUACCUUGACCAGCUCCUCGGGGACAACAGCCAUCUGCCCCAUUAAAGAGAUAUAUAGCAGGUCUCUUCUCCAGCCCACCAGCAUUGCAGGGUCUCUGCAUUCCCUUGAAUGUACCAGAUUUGGGGUUGUGCAUCCCUGGGUUGCAGGAUGAGCAUGUCCCUCAGACAGUGGAGAUGUCAGGGCUGCUGGUCAGCUCCUGCUGAAUGUUCCUUGUGUGGCUGGGCUUGUUUUCCAGCACUUGUGGAGGCAACAGCGAACCCACUGAGGUGUACAAUGACUAAUGAAUGCACAUCUGGCACGGGGAUUGUGCCGUGGAGGGGGAAGCUGUGCACUAGCUCUCUGCUCUCCUGAUCCCUCUCCAGGGAGCAGGCAGGCUUGGGAGGCUGUGGCCAUAUGCUCUGGGAUGGGGAUGAGGGGGAUGAAGGUGUAGUGAGGGGUAUGGGUAUCAAAGCAUUGUGCUGAGACACUGUAACCAGCUCUAUGCAUGAUCUUACCCUCCAAGCAGAAACACAGGAGGGCUGAGGGGUGUUCUGGCUGACUCCCAAACUCCUUCCCAUGUCCCCAUUUACAACCCAGUAGCCCUAAUGUUGAGUACACAAGGCAACUAGAGAGCUCCAAAUCUGCGAGGAGCAGGCUGAAUGCUGGCUGGGAUGGAAUAUUGCACUGUCAGGCUUUUUCUGAUUGAUAUAGCAGCCCUGGGCUCUGCUGAAAAUGAAAAUAAAAGCAAGAUCUAGCAUAGAACGAAAUAAAUCCUCCUGCCAGCGGCUGCAGGUUCAGCUCCUGAGCGUCCUCCAGCAUCAGCGUUUUGGGCUGGUGGAAAUGCUGGCCUGAACAGGAAGGAAAUGAUGGAUGUGCUGGAGUGAAGGGGUGUGAGGUGCAACAAGGCAAGGGCACCCAGGAGGGCUCCAGCACGCUCUGCAGCAUGGCUGUGGCUGUGUAAGCGCACACAUGGAAGUCCUGGGGGUUCUGCAUGUGCAGAUAUUGUGAAAGAAGGACCUAAAUGAGGAUUCUCUGUGUCAUUUUUUUCAUCCUAAGGAAUGAAGUCUCAGUGUGCAGAAGUGAAGUCAGGGGGCUUAGAUUUUUUUUUUUUUUUACAACAGAGGGAAACCAGAAGAAAGUAAAAAUAUUUUGCGGUUUUGCUGUAAAACUAGUCAGUGAUAUCCUUUUUAGUGCUGGAAAGAUGGAAUUUCGUAAAACCCACAUGAACUUCCUGGACUGAUACAGGUUUAGCCGCAAUACUUUUAUGAUCUUUAAAGUCAAUUGUACAUGUGAGUACUGCAAUGUCUGAGGGCUGCAGAGGGUGAGAAUCUGGCAGGUUCAUGACCCCCGUAUUGCCAGGGUACCUGUGUACCUGGGGCUUGGGCAGGCUCAGCUGUGUGUGGUGCCCUGGCAGCAGCAGAUCCUGAGAUGCCAGCGAGGCAGGAUGCUUUACAGGUGCUUUGUGUUUCCCUUGCCCCAAAAGAAACUGAAAUAAGAACUUGAAAAGUAUUGUGUAUCAAACUGCUGCUUGAUUUGCUGGUAGUGUUAACCUCAAACACUCCAAACAUGCCAGCUGAGCCUCCCAAACCAUGUGUUUUAUUUAAAACCCCAUCGACUGAAAAGCAAAACUUUGGGUUUAUUUUCCCUGUAACAGAGCAUAUGGUGCUCCUGUUUCCAAGCUUUUCUGAGCCACCACAAAGCGGGAAUCCCACCUUUUCUGUUCUGUUUGGUCACCCAUGCGUUGCUUUAAAAAAUAAUGAAACAACAAUAGGAAAGACAGCUUGAGGGGGGAAAAAUGAGACCAGCAUUGGAAUCAGGCAAGCUGAUAACCUGCUCACUGGAGCGAUGCUGUUUCACAUUUGCUUUGCUGUGAUCUCCUGCAGCGCCCGCCUGCUUUGGGCCAGAGCCAUGGGGGGUGAUGGAGAGUGUGAUCUGGACCCGGGCAAUCUCAGCUCUGUGUUAGCCUAGUGACUCCUUAAUCCCAAAGAAAGUCUUUUCUAUGUCCGUCCAUGGAAAUGGCGAAAUGUCAGUUCCUGAAUUAGCUGUAACAAUGCUUCCCACAGCCCUGGCAGCACUUGCUGAGGGGAGAAGUGGCUCUCCCUGCAUCCUGGGCUGUCAUCACCUCCUCGCAUCCUGCCCAGAGCAGCCCAGGAAAUUACUUUCUUACUUCUCUUGGCCUCCUCCUCCUCCUCUGUGCUCGCCUGGAUGUCUCUAAUUCCCAUCCCUCCAGCAGCUCUGAAGCCCAGCUAAGAGGAAAAUGCAUCUUUACAACCCUCCACAGAAAUGCUCCGUGUGCUUGCUUUCCUCCCUCGAUGCUCUUCCGUAUUUGCCAGCCCCCUGAUGUGCUGGAGUGGAUAACGUGGAUUUCGUUAUUGUCAGGGGAAUAGGGAGGCUCCCCCCAGCCUGGACUGUGUGUGGGUGUUCCUGUGUGCCACACAACCCUUCAUCCCACAGCCGGCAGGCGCUUGGAUCCUGCGGCACGGAGGCUCUGCUGCUGGAUCCCAGGGAGAAAUCAGCGGAUCGAGCUUCUGGCACCGGCACUGAGGAGCUCUGAGGGUUGGGCUGGAAGAACGGAGAGAGAAUCCAUGGGCAAUGGGGUGCCCUGACGGACAGCAAGAGUGACGGAGGAGAAGGGCCACCGUGUCUCCCCGUGGCCAUGCAGAGCUGCCUGUCCCGGCCGGCCACCCCGGGGCCGGCGUGACCACAACAUCCUGCCUGUCCUUUUCUGGGUCCAACGCCUCCGUCACUGAACAGUUUGAUGGAGAAUCGGUCGGAUGACAGCGGGAACUGUUGUUAUCACCGGGGGAAUCCUAGCGACGGUGAUCCUACUGUGCAUCAUUGCCGUGCUCUGCUACUGUAGGCUACAGUACUACUGCUGCAAGAAAAAUGACUCCGAUGAGGAAGAGGAGGAGGAGGAGGAGGAGGAGGAAGAGGAAGUGCCCGACCUCCCCACGCACUCACACCUCGGCAUGUGCAACGCCUGCAGCUCCCGCAUGGUGGACGGCCAGGGCAGCCCCGCGCCCCCGCCCAGCGAGCUCAACCAGCAUGGGGCUCACAACUACUGCCCGACCUGCUCCCCCUACGGAUCCCCCUUUUACAUCCGGACUGCCGACAUGGUGCGCAACGGGGGCGAGAGGGUCACCUACACCCCUGCGUGCUACAAGGAGAUGGGGCCGCCCAUCAACAUGGCCACCCUGCAAGGCUACACGCUGAGCCGGCACGGCCUCCUCCGCGACAGCUUCCCGAACCCGCGGGCCAUCAGCACGGAGGUGUAGUCACCAUUGCCACUAGCACAGGGUGUCCCCAGCCAGCGCCCACUCGAGGGAAGGGGCUUUUCACUUGUCUUUGGGGGUGUUCCCACAGGGAAGACCCCGUAGGCCCAGCUCCAGACCAGCACGGUCCUCCUGCUGACCCGCCUGGCACGGCGAAGCUCUGCGGGCGAGAAGGGGAGCAAGACCUCGAAGGGCGACGUUGAAUCGGCCACCUCCGAACCCAUCAUAAGUGUCAUUAUUAUCUACUCUGUCUCCCAAAGGGACUUGUCUAACGAGGGCUAUGUACAGUACAACCUAAUUUAAUUACCCCCGGCUCCCUGAGCCCAGAGUGAGGCCUUGGGUGCCCGCUGCCUCUGGCACACGGUGCAAUGGGUGACCACCCGCCAGCUGCCGCCCCUGGCAAAUCCCGCUGCCAAGAGGGGCAUGGCAGCACUCCUUGGCGAUGGGAAAGCAAGGAAGGGAGGAUCCAGGUCGCCCUGCUCCCCUCGUGGUGCAUCAGUUGUCGCUAACAGUUACCUUUUCUGUUCGAGUGUAAGAUAGGGCACCGCGUCCCACCUGCUUCGGUCUUCGCACGUGCUGAAGAAGUUCAAGACAUGAAUUUAGGUCACUGCUGGGGGAGGCAAAGCUGCUCGCCAAAGCGCUCACCCACGCGAACGGGCACAGGCUGGUCCUUCUGCGGCCGAAGCCCCCACCUCUUCUACUCUUCACAAGCUUUCUUAGGAGCAAUUUUAACUUGGACCCAUCAAAACGGAAAGAUUUUACUUAUGGGAAGAAUUGUAUCCCUAAAUAACUGCAGUUUUGUUCACCUUCUGCUUUCAAAGCCCUACCCAGCCCACCCUGACAGCUCCAACAGCCAGAGGAAGGUUGGUUUUAGGAUGAAUUUUGCUUUCAACAGCAGCAGCAGAGCCCACAAGGUUGCAUCUCCUCCUUUGCAGGGCCCACAGCCUCCCACAGAAGAGUGAUAUUCAGGUGGUUGGGUCCCCCCUGCUUUUGUUUUUGGAAGAAGAGGGUGCAAGACCCAAAUGCGGGUUCACCGGCACUGCGGCUGGCAAUGACAGCCAGUGACUCUGCCUUUCUGCAAAAAUGAAUGUGGGAAAGUUUCUUCUUCCUCCAUAAAUCAAAUUAGGUGAAAAAUUACUAAAAGGACAUCUCCAUCAUUCACAGGCACUUCCAUAGCAACCAGUGCAGGACUGCUCGGCUGAGCACUUCCCAUUCAUGGCAGGGAGGAGGGACCAGGAGAGCAACGAUCCCUGCGGAUGCUGUUGGAGGCAAUGGAAGGAAACACUUGCCAUGCCUUUGCAAUAUAGGGUAGGACUGCUCAGAAAUGUGAGCAGUGAGGUCUUUCUUUCACCACUGCAAUUUAGAAAUCAUCCUGCUGCCCACAGAAGGAUUUGGACUUAACCUCCCCAUUCACACAGGGAAAAAGUAGGUCUCAGUAUAGAGGGCACACAGUACAUCAGCCUUGAGUGUCCACAUUAUCAGGCAAAAGGCUGAUGUACCCUUUGGACCUGCUUAUGCCUUGGCACCUCUGCUCAAACAACCUGAAGAAAAGAGCCAGACAAAUGCCACUGGUCAUGGUCCUUGUAACCAAACCUUGCCCCAGCCUGCAUUUUACACACACUUCUGAGCAAAUGUUAUGCACCAUCUCCCCCACGUCCAGGCCAAAAAGACACUGCAUUUCCAUUAUCUGGAGACUCAGUCUGGCUGCGUUGCUUUUAGAGUCUCUUUCCAUUCUCCAAAUAGUGAUAGCAGGUUUUAAUGUCCUCUCGUAUUAAGGGCAAGCAGGAGGGAAGAUGAAAGUUAGCAGCAGCAAAGCUUUCUGGAUCCCACUGGUCGAUAGUCAGUAGCUUCUACCGCUUCCCCUCCAGCCAGUGCUCCUCCCUGAAAAUACUGUCUGUAACGGGAAGAAAAUCUCGGCUAACUCGGUAAAUCCCAUCCUUUCCCACUAAAGCAUCUGCUCAGCUUGGUCUCACCCUGCUGGGAGCCACGAGAAGUUAAUGUGUCCCAGAUCUCUGCCAGACGGCCCUGCCAUGCCGUCCCCUCAGCAGGCGCGGAGCCAGCACGGACACGGUGGCUCCUGGCAUCCAACUCUACCUCUUGGCACACACAAAAAGGCUUCCCACCCCAAUGGCAAUGACCUCCAGAGGGUGGGAAUAACACAGGGGCUUCUGCUUCUGUGGGUCACCCUUUUGGUGAAAGGAAGGCCACAGUAUUGUUAUCUUCAUCACAUGCAAAUUAAGCGUGACCUAUCGCCGGCUAAUGAGGUGCCAAGGCUGGGGAGGCAGUUCCAAAGCAGCCAGGUGGCCAAGAUGAGGGUUGGCCUCGCAGCCAACACACACCCUGGGUCUGGCAGGGCCACAGGGAAACGGGUGAGUCUGAAAGGGCUGGAAACAUGGGGGGUGCAGCUGAGGAUGAGAAGGUUUGGGGGCUGGUGGAGGAACAGGAUGAGGUAGGGGCAGGGAUCCCAGAUUUUUUCCACUUCAGAUUCCUCCUGUUACUAUUCUCUGUCUUUGUUGCUCAGCUAUGGGUCCAAAUUCAAUGUCAGAAAUAAACGAGGACUUUGAAAUACAAA
Molecule: messenger RNA, 7520 nt
Organism: Pseudopipra pipra
Lineage: Eukaryota; Metazoa; Chordata; Aves; Passeriformes; Pipridae
Product: protein FAM163A-like
Exons: 6
Coding region: 4451-4951 (166 amino acids)
Source: RefSeq, a predicted model, not a curated record